Molecule: messenger RNA, 4476 nt
Organism: Zootoca vivipara (common lizard)
Lineage: Eukaryota; Metazoa; Chordata; Lepidosauria; Squamata; Lacertidae
Source: RefSeq, a predicted model, not a curated record
GCGGGGGGGGGGGUUGUCCGUCUCCCCAGGGGGUCCUGUUGAGGGAAAGGGAGCUGCACCUUUUCUGGGUCUGGAGCCGAAUUCGCCCCCCGUCCCGUUUAGCCACCCUGUCCCAAGAAGCGACAUCCCGCCUUCUCUGCCACGCUUAAAACUACCCGCAGUUGUUAUACUGUGACACACAUGAGAUGCUUCGUUUUCGGUUUCGUAUUUGAGGGUGGGUUGGGGUGCUGUGCCCACCCUGGUCAUCCUUUCCUUGGUCCGUCAGUGCUUACCUACCGCGAACGGUUUUUUUAAAGCGUAGAGAGCCACGACAUCGGUCAUUCGGUGGGUUCAGCGUGUUCUUUAUAGGGUCUAAGUUCUUUGCUGUGGCGUGAGAUAAAAGGCUGAUUAGAGUAAAUUAGCCUGAGGUUUAAACCCCCCCUCCAAAAAAAACCUCAUCCAGAUGUCCAAAUUGUGAGAGUGAUACUUUGGCAAUAGUGUGGCAAAUUGUAAGGAAAACUGUAUGCUUAAUAACAUAUUAAAUCAGAAUCGUUGCCAUUCUGUCACUGUGCUAAAAAUCGUUGCAACGGAUUUAAUCUCUUCUUUGGGUGCCUCCUCCACAUGAGGUCCAUAGGGUGACAACAGGGCCUUUUCUGUGCUGGCUGCUAAUUUAUGGAAUGCUCUCCCAAGGGAGGUUUGGCUGACUAACAUACCAUAUUCUUUUAAACGUGGGGAGGAGUUAUUGGUUUGGUUAGUUGUUUUUAUUACUUAUUUUGUGCUUUUAACUUGCAUUUUUAUGCAAUGAACUGCCUUGAGAUCAUUGGAUGAAGGGCAGUAUACAAAUGUUAAUAAAAUAAAUUCACAUGUAAACAUGUAAGACUCUUUAACCACCAUGAUAUGGAGCACAAAAAGAGGGAUUAAUAUCUGCUAGGUUGGGGCUGUAAAAAUAACAGCUGAUCACCUGGUUUCUUAAAAAAAUUAGCUGGUUUCUACAAAUGUAAUACUAGCAGCUAAGUGAUCUGAAAUAUAUAGGCUGAUACAAAAGCAAGGAACCACCUUGGACUGUUACAGAGGAAAUCAGAUGUUUGAGUGUCUACCUGCUUUCCUGGAUUUGUGGUGCAACUUUCAAAAGAUAAACCUGUUUAACUACAAUAUGGUGAGAUAUGCUUGUAUUUGUAUAUCAAACUAUCUUUUUUUCCAUCUGCCAGAAUACCGCUUUGGAUACCAGAAACCUGAAGCAGAGUUACCAUAGUGGCCAACCAGAUGUGUCUGAGAAGCCCACAAACAGACAACAACAACAACAACAAUAAUAAUUUAUUUAUACCCCACCCUCCCCAGUCAAAGCCAGGCUCAGAGUGGCUAACACCAAAUAUAAAACAACUGAUUAAAAUACAACUCAACAAGAAUACUACAUACAUCAAAAUAAAAUAAAAUAAAAAUGCAGCCUCAUAUAAAAGGGAAAAUGGGGGAGGGGAGGGAAUCAGGUUGGCUCCAGGCCAAAUGCCAGGCGGAACAACUCUGUCUUACAGCCCUGCGGAAAGAAAUCGGGUCCUGCAGCGCCCUGGUCUCAGGAGACAGAGCGUUCCACCAGGUCCGGGCCAGUGUUGAGAAGGCCCCGGUUCUAGUAGAGGCUAAUCUGAUUUCCUUCGGGCCUGGGAACUCUAAGGUAUUACUGCUUAUGGACCUUAAGGUCCUCCACGGGGCAUACCAGGAGAGACGGUCCCAUAAGUACGAGGGUCCUAAGGUGUAAAGGGCUUUAAAGGUCAAAACCAUCUCUUAUUGAUGCUUCAGAUAAACUGGUACUUGGGAGAAGUGAUAAAGACAGACAGAAACAUAUGUUGAGAAGAUAACAAGCGGGAACUGCUUUCAUUACCGCUUUUCCUCUCUCUUCCCUAGGUAGCAACUAUGGAUGUGGGUUGUUGCCUUGCUUGUGGAGUACCCAGACACAUCUGACUGCCCACUGUGGGAAGAGGAUACUGGACUAGGCAGACGUUUGGUCAGAUCCAAUUCAAUAAAUUAAUUGAUAGGAAAAGAUGGUUAGAUCACGAUCAAGAUCACCAAGAUGGAAACGAAGGUCUUUAUCGCCUGCCUUCAGGAGUCAGGAACACAACAGACAAAGGCACAAUCAUAGCAACUAUGACUGUGAAUACAAAGGUUUCCGGAAAGAUGCAAAGAAGCCUAUGCCGUGGCGAGUGGAAGAUGGGAAAUAUGGACAAGCCAGUACUAGAUAUGCAGCACAUGAAACUAACCACCACCGACUUUAUGAAUGUAGGUCAUAUUCACCAACUCUGAAAAGAAUCCCUUCAGAAGAUACGUAUAGUCACAAACCUUGUAGGACACAUUCACCAGAAAGGAAUGCUGAUAUUGGAAGAUGCCACUUUCCUACCAGAUAUCCAGAAAUGUCUCGCAAAGAACACAACCAUUCUUUUUAUCCGUCCAAAACACAUGACAGAGAGAUGCAUGAAGACCCCCGAGCUGCUGCUGGAAAUACAAAAGGGAUGAAGACUUUCCAUGAGCCAUUAGGGACUUCAUGUAACUUUGAAAGGAAGUGGAAUGGAAAUGAAUUGAGGCACCACCAGUUACAAGAAGACAAGUAUACUCAAUCACCUCGAAGAUGUUCUAAUGAAUUUAUGCCAAGGAGCUCUUUGCAGAAGAGGUAUCCUGCAGAUCGUGAUUACAGAGAAUAUGGGCACACGUCUAAAAGGGCUAAAGAAUUGGAGAGGUAUGAUGAUAGAGAAGUAGCAAGUAAUUCCAAGUGGAAGCAAGAUCAUUCUUCACUCAACCAAGAAAAGGGAGAGCAAAGAAACCCUGGUCUUCAAACCCAUCGGCCUGUUGUAAAAGAGUACAGUGAUAGCUGUCAAACAAAGAUUACAUAUGACUAUAGUCAGAAACGUCAUAGACAUCCAGAUGGAGGGAAAUAUAUAUCUGAUGAAAGAGCAGAGAAAUAUAUGAAGGUGGAAGAGAAGAAAUAUAAUUCUCCCAAAGAAGCUUGGAAUAGCAAAUAUUCAAAUUACUAUAAAAGUGAAAGAGUCAGGCAUACAGAUGACCCUCAUAUAGAAGCACCAGUUAAAUAUAUUUCGGGAAAAGGCUACAAUUCAUGUGCUAAAUCUCACAAAAGUGAUGCUGAUCUCUUACCCUUUGAUCAAAAAGAGAAGGAAAGACUCAGGAAAGAAAUGGAUUUUAGGGGAAGGAGAGAUCAGCAUGACACUCAUCACAAAAUUUCAGAUGUAAAAGUGUCUGAUGUCCACCACACAAGAAAGGAAAAACUCACAGUCAAAGUGGAUAUGAAGAAAACCAUAAAUAAAUACAGGAGUGCGUCUAGUCAUAUCAUGGAGAGGCAGACAUCAUGUGAUCUAGUAGCUGUGGGUAGAAAAACUGAAAAUUUCCAUCCAGUGUUUGAGCAUAUAAAAUCUGUGACGCAGAAGGUAGAACAAAACCCAUCAAAAGAAUUUGCUCAGGAAAUCAUCACAAUUAUCCAUCAAGUUAAAGCAAAUUACUUUAAAUCUCCUGAUCUAACAUUACAUGAGCGCUUCUCAAAAAUAGAAGAUAAGCCAUUGGCAAAUGAAGUUAAAAGACAUUCAAAUCCAGAAAUUCACAGGAGAAUCGAUAUGUCUUUGGCAGAACUUCAGAAAAAAAGAGCUGUUCCAUGCAAGUCUGAGCAGAGCGUGAUGAGAGUUCUAGAAGAUCCAAAUGAUCUAAGAUAUGACAUUGAGAGAAGAAGAAAAGAAAGAUUGCGGAAUGAAGAUGAGAACAACUUUUAUAUCGAUGGUGCAUCACAUAGGGAUGAACAGAGUUGUAGCUUUCCAAAAUUACGAAACAGUCAAAUGUAUGGAUUCCAAAAACCUGCAAGAUUUCUAAGACCGCCUUUCAGGAAGUUUAUUAGGAAACCUCACAUGAAUCAUUAUUAUACUUCAAAAUCACAUGGUGAUAUUGCACAUGAUCGGUUUGAAGACAAUACUGAACAUCAUGAAACAUUUCGAAGACCCUUCAAGCCCCACUUUAGUGAUGGCCGUCCCCACUUUAAAUCAAACUUAGUACAGAAGGGUUUAUACAUACAGGCCAAAUACCAACGAUUACGUUAUGCUGGAACAAGGGGAUUUACCACUAACAAAUUUAGAGGAGGAUUUUUGAGGAAAGAUAAGGGCCUGGAAAUAUGAGCUGCAGUACUGAAGGCGAUAUCUCUGAUUAUGAUGAUCGUUGCAAGGGAGCAUCCGAUUGCAUUUGUCAAGAACUGAAAUGGGAAAAGCAAAACUAAUACUUUAAUUUUUCUUGAUAAAGAUAAUUUUAUUUUUCAUUAGUGGGAUGUUGCAGAACUUUUUUACAGUUUUAAUAAUGGCUUUUCAAAUACAGUAUUCAACUGAACAUUGCAGGGUUGCUCCUUUUACUUCCUCUUGCCGGCAAGUCAGAGAAAAAAAAAAGACUGAAGGGAGUCUUUAUUUAUUGAAUAUUUCCCCCCCACUCUAAGCAUGGUUUUAUUACUAGAAAACGAGUUGUCAU